This is a messenger RNA of Amaranthus tricolor (Joseph's coat), 488 nucleotides long. Its product is annotated as mitochondrial import receptor subunit TOM6 homolog. The record is from RefSeq and is a predicted model, not a curated record. Lineage: Eukaryota; Viridiplantae; Streptophyta; Magnoliopsida; Caryophyllales; Amaranthaceae. Bases 105 to 263 code for a protein of 52 amino acids. The transcript has 2 exons. Gene Ontology annotation, cellular component: mitochondrial outer membrane translocase complex.
UCAGAUAUUAGGGUUUAUCAUUUGAAGGUUUUGGCGAAAAUCAAUCGUUCUUGCAAACCCUAGAAAGAAAAGAAAGACAGAAAGAAAGAAAGAGAAGAGGAAAAAUGUUUGGGGGAAUGUUCCAGAGGAAGCCAAGCAAGGAAGAAGCCCUAAAGACGCUUAAGGGUCAUGCUGCAAUGUUCGGAGCUUUGGUAGCUGCUAUUCGGGUCACUCCGUACAUUCUCAAGUACUUCCAGAAAGAUGAACUCACUUUGGAGCUUUGAUUCUGCUCUUUAUUUCGGCAAAGCCAGGAGAGGUGUUAAGCUUCAAGGGAGAUUUCAUAUAAUUAGCUUUACCCAAGUUGUCGACAUAAUCGAAAGUAUUUUAUAAGCCCUACCAUGUAGUUGGACUUGAUUAGGCCAAAAAUGAUACUUCAUUGGAGAUAAUGUUUUGGGAAAUUUUUAUCUACUGUUACUCUGCUAGUAUUCCGAAGUGCAGAUUUCAUAUAA